Messenger RNA from Mytilus californianus (California mussel), 1124 nucleotides. RefSeq lists its product as uncharacterized. The coding region runs from base 138 to 1016 and encodes 292 amino acids. NCBI's taxonomy places the organism in Eukaryota, Metazoa, Mollusca, Bivalvia, Mytilida, Mytilidae. The transcript has 3 exons. The record is from RefSeq and is a predicted model, not a curated record.
UGUAUAGACUAUUGAAUUGGCUGCCUUUAAUCUUCAUUCUUUAAAUGGUUUAACGUACAGUUGUGUAACAUAGAGAGAAAAAUCAAUCGUCAUUUAAAAUGCACAAAAUAUUGACAAAGUAAUGGUUUCCAGUGGAAAUGUAUGACAGAACUACCCUUUUACUUGCUUUUUGUGGAUUUAUUGUGCUUGGGUCUGGAGUAUCAGCAGUAGAUGUCGGUGGCGAUGAGUAUGCUAUAGCCGACAACACGAUAUCAGUUGUUGUGAUUAGUAUUCUGUCUGUUUUAAUUUUGAUAUCGUUGGUGCUGUUGUGUGCAGGGGAAUCCAAUGUGCACCACAAUGAUGCAGGAAAUACUCAACGAAAAUCCAUUACAUCCCCGGAAAAAAAGAAAAAAAAUGCAUUUCAAGAAAUUGAGCUUUCAAAACAGAGUAGCAAUAACAACGCACAUAUAACCAGUGCACACAGUGAUAUAAACAAUAAGUCGAGUAAUCUUCAACCAAAAAGAAAUGACUGGCCUGAACUCGACGACAGAAAAGGGUCAUUAGAACAUCAAUCCACCGGCACAACAGAUGUAAAAAAGAACACAUCAAUAUCGGUUGUGGAGGAUAACACAAAUAAAGCAUCUACGAGUUAUCAAAAUGAAAAUGUAAACAGCGAACUACGAUUUUCUGGUGGAAGGUUUCAGAAUGUACAACCGAAUACCCAAGCAAGAACACAUUCAACCAGUGAGACACCAGAUAGUUACAUGGGAAGUAUGAACUCGCACAACAGUAGUUCGCAAAGGGAAAGAAUUAACACCAUUAACAGACAAAAUCGUGAAGACACUGCUGAUGAUAUUGGUUAUCAUAGUGAUUUUUCUAGAAGUAUUAAACCCGACACAGAAUCAAAUCCGUUAAGUACAUUUAGGUCAUCUCAGCCGCAAUCAAACCCUAGGUCUGCGACAACAGGCUAUGGCGUAGAUGAUGAUGAUGUAAUUGAGACGUAUCAAGAUGACGGGGAGAGUAUAGAUUGGAACUAAUUAGAUUUAUAACUACGUUUUUCUGUUAAGUCACUUGAUGUAUCGCAGCAGGUCUGUGUUUCUGUCUCUCUUAGGUUUCAAUAAAGCACUUUUUUAUAUUUUAACAAA